Molecule: messenger RNA, 2456 nt
Organism: Harpegnathos saltator (Jerdon's jumping ant)
Lineage: Eukaryota; Metazoa; Arthropoda; Insecta; Hymenoptera; Formicidae
Gene: Pen
Product: karyopherin subunit alpha
Exons: 8
Coding region: 182-1735 (517 amino acids)
Biological process (GO): protein import into nucleus
Cellular component (GO): cytoplasm
Molecular function (GO): protein binding; nuclear import signal receptor activity
Source: RefSeq, a predicted model, not a curated record
AACGGCAAUAGCAACAGGUCUCAAUUGAAUCAUUUGACAAAGAAGAUCGAGUCGCAAGGGCAUUUGAGGGAGACGUGUUGCGUUCAGAUUUAAGCUGUAGACAGAUUAGAAUCUACAUAAGUUGGAACAAUUAAAGAAUAUUGAUUUAUAUAUAUAUAUAUUUAAUAACAAAGAUUCAAUCAUGCCUUCUGAAGAAGAUCCGAGCAAUGGACGUAUGGCAAAUUUUAAAUUCACCAACAGACUUGAUGAAGCACGAAGAAGAAGAAACAUAGUAUCUAUAGAGCUACGUAAAGCCAAAAAAGAUGAACAAUUGUCAAAGCGACGUAAUCUCAACACAGAAGAGGAAGUGUUGAAUCUAUCGUGCGAAUCUAUUUCACCCAAUUUCUCAUCCAUAGAUGAUAUUGUAGCUGGAAUGAAUUCACCCGACGAAACGGUACAAUUGCAAGCAACACAAACUUGCAGGAAAUUGCUGAGUCGGGAGAAGCAUCCUCCGAUAGAAACUAUGAUAAAUUGUGGCAUAGUGCCACGUUGUGUCGAACUUUUAGAUUGUAACCACAAUGUCGCUUUACAGUUUGAAGCAGCAUGGGCAUUGACCAAUGUAGCUUCUGGUACAACCGAACAAACGCAGGUCGUUAUCAAGUAUGGUGCUGUGCCACGUUUAGUGAUGCUGCUGAAGUCUCCAUCGCCCAGUGUUGCUGAGCAAGCGGUAUGGGCUCUAGGAAAUAUAGCCGGGGAUGGGCCCAGUACACGUGAUCUUAUUCUCGGACACGACGCUAUGCCGCUGCUGCUCGAUUUAAUUAAACCAGAUACCUCCGUGUCAUUUAUGCGCAAUAUCGUUUGGACAUUGUCAAAUUUAUGUCGAAACAAGAAUCCACCUCCGCCAUUUGAGAUAGUCCAAACUGCUCUUCCAGCAUUGAAUCGUUUGCUUACCAGCACGGAUAAAGAUAUACUUGCCGAUGCUUGCUGGGCGCUCUCUUAUCUUACCGAUGGAUCAAACGACAAGAUACAAGUUGUAUUAGAUAGUGGCAUUGUAUCCAAGCUCGUGGAACUGCUUUCAUCUCAAGAAGGGACUGUUCUUACUCCGGCUUUACGUACGGUCGGAAAUAUAGUAACCGGUGAUGAUGCUCAGACCGAUUCAAUAAUCAUAGCGGGAGGUUUAACGCAUCUUGGUAACUUGUUGUGUCAUCCACGUAAGAAUAUUGUGAAAGAGGCCGCUUGGGCGAUCAGUAAUAUUACAGCUGGCAAUACGGAACAAAUUCAGCAUGUGAUAAGUGCUGGAAUAUUGACACCGUUGGUUCAAGUACUUAAAUCGGGAGACUUUAAGGCACAAAAGGAGGCUGCAUGGGCCGUAACCAACUUGACGUCAGGUGGAUCCAUUCAACAAUUAGCUGAUCUCGUACAAGCAGGUGUAUUGCCGCCUCUUUGUGACUUAUUGGUUACGAAAGAUUGGGAUACCAUUAUCGUUAUCCUAGACGGUCUGAAUAAUAUCUUGCAUGCUGCCGAGAAAUUGGGACAAGUCGAACAAAUCGCCAUCAUAGUAGAAGAAGCCGGAGGGUUAGAUAAAUUGGAAGCUCUUCAACAUCAUGAGAACGAGCGGAUUUACCAAAAGUCUAUGACUAUGAUCGACACAUUUUUCUCCGGGGAUGGUGAACAGGAGGAACUUGCUCCUGCGGCGAAUGAUGGACAGUUAGAAUUUAAAGCAUCGGAAGACACGUCGACAAACUUCAAGUUUUAGAGGCAUACAUCAUGCAUCAGGAAAGAAAGAUAUAUAUCGUAAGUGAAAGACUGUAAAUACGUACGAGACUUGAUUAUUUGAACGAUGUCAUAUUGUGUAAUCAUAUAUAGAGAUGAGAUUAUGAUUUACUGGGUGAAAGUAACCAAUCCAUUCAGCAAAAACUUAAAGUUAAAUAUAAGUUUUUAUCAUUGUAUCGUUUUGCAAAUGCCACUGUCAUUUGGCCAAUUAAUUAGAUAUUUUUUUUACUAAUUCUUUGAUUUUUUAUUAUCUUUCGAAACUCUUUACAUAUGACAGUCAUAAUCUUUAAACAUGUAUGCAAAAUCGCACUGUUAUUCAUAAAUUCAAUUUCUGAGUUUUUGGUACUUUAGUAUAUUUUUUUUUAGAGUAAUAAUAGCAUUUUGCACUAAGGAUAAUUGAACCUUAGCCUUUUCUGUAGCUUAAUCGAAAAAAUAAACAUUAUAGCUUAAUUCGUUUUACAUUCCCCUUUAUACACGAGGUCAUGUUAUAUAAAUAUUUCUCUCUCUCUCUCUCUCUCUCUCUCUCUCUCUCUCUCUCUCUCUUUCUCUCGAAUUCUCUUUAAAUUCGAUAUGUUUACACAAUUAUUUGAUCAUAUUUUAUCCAUUGAUAUAUAAAUUGUUUCAUAUAUGAAGAAGGGAUAUUGAUUACGAUAUGUUUCGAUAACAUCUGCAGAAAUGAAUGAACAGCUAUCUAUUAUCCGUUA